CUAGAGAGAGAGAGAGAGACGGAGGGAGACAGUGGAGUUUUGUCAUCUUUCUUCUCACAUCCUUGUCCACGGAAUAGCCUUCUGAGAAUCAGAAAAGCCCAUCAUUCUCUUUAGGGUUUUCCACUCAAUCUCAAAAGAGAGAAAAAGCUCAAAUUUUGCAGCAAUUUUCUUCAUUAAAGGAGUGAGCUUUUGAAUUUGUAUUUAUAUUACGUCCGGAGUAGAUCUCUGAAACCUUCAGGUAGCUUAGCUUUACCGCAGCUGAUCGCAUCUAUCUGGGUGGAUGUGGUGAAUGUUCUGAUCUGAUAGUUGUAAGAAAUUGGUUGGCAAAGCUCGUUGAAUUCGGAGGUUUAGUUUCGUAUUUUCAAGAAUAGUUAGGCUCUUGAGAGAUGGAACUCUCUGAUUCUCUAAUUUGAGUUGUUGCACAUUGAUCUGUUGCAAAGGAUGGGUUCGUUUCGUGGGAAUUGUGAAAUAAUGGAGGUAAAGGAUGAACGGAGUGUAACGCGACAGCCUCAAUCGUUUCGGCAAUCAAAGAAAGACCAGAAGCCUCCGAUCAUUAAAAAAGGAAUGAACAAGACGUUGGAAGACGACAUCAAUAAGCUUUUCGAAGGAGUCAAUCUCAGAUCAACAAAAAGUCUUGAUCUUUCAGAUGUGCGGAGAAACCCUUCAAAGAAGCCGAUGAGGGGUGUUGGUUCUCAUUCUCCUGGGAUUGGAUUCUCAGAGCCCGUCUCUUUGAAGCAGGCUCUUAGGGGAUUGUGCAUUUCUCAGGCAGCGGAGAUGGCUGCUGUGAAACGGAAGUCGCUGCCAGCAUCUCCUAGAGCCUCGGAAGCUGGGAAAAUCGCUAAUAUUUACAGGUCUGUUGUGGUUGAAACCGGUGAAUCUAGCUGUUCUUCAGUUGAAAGUGAGGCACGAAGGAUAGAAAUAUCUCUGGUUCCGGAGCAGAGUGCCUCGUGUUCUUCUGAAACCUUGCCACAGUCAACAUUCCAAGGUCCUUAUUUUUCUCCCUGUUUAGAUGAUAAAGUGACUUUAAAGAAUAAACAACAUAAGUCACAAGAUCCUGGUCAUCAACUGGAUGAAUGCGACGAUGGAGGAAAGUCUCCUGUCGAAGAAGAUACCGGCUUAUGUUCUGCCAGCAAGCUGCCUCGGAAGCUUCAAGAUUCUGCUCUUCCACCGGCUACCGUUGUUAUGGAGGGUGCAGAGUUGAACAUUGCACAUAAUAAAAUAAUACCUGUUUCGGAAGCUGAUAUGCAGAAAUCUGGAGUAGGCCUACAGGAAGAAGAUUGCUGUUCAGUUUCUGUUCUUCCCCGAGACGAUGCUCAUGAUAAUCAUCUAAAGGAGGACCUGAAAAGUUCUGGCUCAAGCAAAGCUGCGAACGUCCCCAUCAAGGAAGUUCCCGCUUCCUCGAAAGUAGGUGAAAUGGCAGCACCGAAGGUAAGACGGAAGUCUAGGCUACAGACAGUGUCUUCAUCCAGUGUGGUUAAAGGAAACAAAGAAGGUACAUCUCGUGCGGCCAAGCCAGUUGGCAGAAACAAGAACAUCGUUAUAAAGAAAUCAAAGAAGGUAACGAUAUAUACUGAUGGAAGUUCGAAAGGAUCUCAUGAUGUAGAUACUGCUCAGAACCAAAGUUCAGAGCAAGUAAUCUGCCAAAGGUGUCAGUGUUCUUUGAGGGAAACGGGUAAGGAUUUCUGCAAGGAUCCCUCGGAUAGUGCUGGUGUUCAGGUUCCAACGGCUGGAACGGAUUUUGAUACGAAUAAAGAUACCUCUGUUGCUAAAAGUAACAUGGUUGGCAAACAAGGUGAAAAAUGGGAUCUCUCUCAGAGCUCAAACAGCAGUAAUUGCGACUUCAGUAGUAGCAACACGAGCCUCAGCGACGAGAGCAAUCUGAGUGGCUCAACUUGCAAUAAUAAGCCGCACAUGUCGAAGGACGUCAGGUGGGAAGCAAUCAACCACAUAAGAAAGAAGUAUGGUUUUCUAGGGCUGAAUCACUUCAAUCUACUGAAAAAACUCGGUUCCGGGGAUAUCGGUUCGGUGUAUCUUGCUGAAUUGAUAAGAACGGAGUGCCUUUUCGCCAUAAAGGUAAUGGAUAACGAGUUCUUAGCAAAAAGGAAAAAGAUGCCACGAGCUCAAACUGAAAGAGAAAUUCUCAAAAUGCUGGAUCAUCCGUUUCUCCCGACUCUCUACACCCAGUUUACCUCGGAUAAUUUAUCGUGUUUAGUCAUGGAGUUUUGCCCUGGUGGAGAUCUACAUGUCCUCAGGCAGAAGCAACCUGGUCGAUAUUUUCCUGAACAGGCCGCAAGAUUCUAUGUUGCUGAGGUCCUCCUCGCUCUCGAGUAUCUACACAUGCUCGGCAUCGUGUACAGAGAUCUAAAACCGGAGAACAUCAUGGUCCGUGAGGACGGUCACAUCAUGCUGACAGAUUUCGACCUAUCCCUGAGAUGUUCCGUAAACCCAACCCUCGUAAAAUCAUCCUCAUUAGCAAUGGAGCCUCCCAGGAUCUCGGGUCCAUGUGCAGGUUCCAACUGCAUCGAUCCAUUCUGCACCGGGCCUUCGUGUGAAGUCUCGUGCUUUAGCCCCGGGCUAAACGCAGCAGCUAGAGCAAGGAAGCUGAAAGCCGACGCCGCACGCCAAGCCAGGCUGCUCCCGCAGCUCGUAGCCGAGCCAACAGAGGCGCGGUCGAACUCCUUCGUCGGCACACACGAGUACUUAGCCCCCGAGAUCAUCAAGGGAGAGGGCCACGGCAGCGCUGUCGACUGGUGGACGUUCGGCGUCUUCCUCUACGAGCUUCUGUACGGGAAGACGCCGUUCAAGGGUACCAAUAACGACGAGACGUUAGCGAAUGUGGUGUUGCAGAACCUUCGAUUUCCCGACUCCCCCAUCGUUAGUUUCCAGGCGAGGGAUCUGAUCCGAGGGCUACUGGUGAAGGAGCCAGAGAAUCGGCUCGGGACGCAAACCGGAGCUGCCGAGAUUAAGCGGCACCCGUUCUUCGAUGGACUGAACUGGGCGCUGAUACGCUGCGCCGUACCCCCUCAGAUACCGGAGUUCUUCGAGAGUGAAAUCCCGCAACCGGCGCCGGCGCAGGAUGCCGGUGACUGUUUCGAGUUCGAGUUGUUCUGAAACAAAUUAAGGGUAGUUUAAAAGUCUGCUUUUUUUCAGCUGAAUUUGUAAUAUAUAGUCGCCAUAAUAUGUACUAGUACUGUUUAAUAGAGUUGUUCCACAUGAUGAGUUAAUGCCAAACAAGUUGAGAUA
Salvia splendens (bonfire salvia) is the source of this 3243-nucleotide messenger RNA. Its product is annotated as serine/threonine-protein kinase D6PKL1. The coding region runs from base 442 to 3111 and encodes 889 amino acids. Gene Ontology annotation, molecular function: protein kinase activity; ATP binding. NCBI's taxonomy places the organism in Eukaryota, Viridiplantae, Streptophyta, Magnoliopsida, Lamiales, Lamiaceae. The record is from RefSeq and is a predicted model, not a curated record. The transcript has 3 exons. Gene Ontology annotation, biological process: protein phosphorylation.